Cynoglossus semilaevis (tongue sole) is the source of this 2561-nucleotide messenger RNA. RefSeq names its product carcinoembryonic antigen-related cell adhesion molecule 5-like. The record is from RefSeq and is a predicted model, not a curated record. The transcript is spliced from 12 exons. NCBI's taxonomy places the organism in Eukaryota, Metazoa, Chordata, Actinopteri, Pleuronectiformes, Cynoglossidae. The coding region runs from base 60 to 2294 and encodes 744 amino acids.
AGCACUCACAGCAGCACCUCUCAGAAAAGACACCGUCAAAGCGCUUGGAGACUGCCGAUAUGAAAAUAUCAGCCAUUGUUUUGGUUCUCCUGGGGGCCCUGUUGUCAGGUAGCACCCACGGUGCUGGUGUACUUCCAGACAGUCUGACAGCAUUUGCGGGAGAGACGGUGACAUUCACCACAACAGUGCCACCGCAAGAAACACCCUUAAUGGUUGUUACCUGGACCUUUACAGACAACCAUGGCACCACUUCUAAUAUAAUAACCUCAAGUAACGCUAACAUCACUGCACCAGAUUAUUCAGGCAGGAUCACCCUCUUUAGAGCCACUGGAUCAUUGGAGCUGCGUGGCCUGACCAUUGGUGACACAGGAGAAUACACAGUCACAGUCAUCCCAACUGGUGCAGGACACCAAAAGGGAUAUUGCAAACUGUCGGUAUAUGAGCGUGUCUCCAAUGUAUCAGUGACGAUCAACAGCACAGAGCUGAUGGAGUUCAGCGGCCCGGUCACCCUGAGAUGUUUCUCCUCUGGAUCCUCGCUCACCUUCCAGUGGCUGAAUGGCAGUUCUGUGGUCACAGCCAGUGACAGAGUUCAGCUGACUGAUGGAGGCUCGGCUCUCACCAUAGUAAAUGUCACCCGUUAUGACCAGGGACCAUUCAGGUGUCAUGUUUCAAAUGCUCAUAGUAACGGCACCAGUGAUGCGGUGGACCUCCUAAUAAUCUUGGGUCCCGAAGACAUUAAGCUGACAGUUUUUCCCUUAAAAGAAUAUCACGAUCAAGGGUCAGAUGUCAUUCUAACAUGCUCAGUGGUCUCCAGACCUCCUGCCCAGUUUCUGUGGUACCUGAAUGGGAAUCCAUCAGUCCACAAAACACCUGAGCUCAGACUGAUGAACGUUCAGUUGAGUCAGCGCGGGAACUACACCUGUGAAGCCUUCAACAACAGAACCAUGAAAACCCAAACAUCUCAACCUGUGGUUUUAACAAUUCUGAAAUCGAACGUUUCCAACGCAGUCAUCACUCCCAAUGCGACAGACUUGUCGGAGUUCGGCAGCGUUAGUUUCACCUGUUCCUCCUCUGGAUCCUCGCGUUCCUUCCGCUGGAUCAACCGAACCUCCGAGAUCACGGCCGGUGACAGAGUCCAGCUGAUGGACGAUGGCUCCCGGCUUGUUAUCAUCAAUGUGAGCCGAUAUGACGCUGGACCGUUUCUGUGCCACGUCUUCAAUAAUUUCAGUAACUCCACCAGUGAUGCGGUGAAACUUUCCAUCAACUUUGGUCCAGAAAAUAUUAACCUGACAGUGUUUCCGUCUCAACAAUACUAUCAAGAAGGAUCCAGUGUCAACUUUAGCUGCACGGCUGUCUCCAGUCCUGCAGCUCUGUAUUCCUGGUUUCAGAAUGAGGUCAAACUGUCGGACACUGGACCAGUGCUCCGGCUGGUUAACGUCACCGAGAGGCAAAGUGGUAACUACAGCUGUCAGGCUUUAAACAACAAAACCUUGAGAUCUGAGACAUCGCAACCUCGGAUUCUAUCUAUACUGGUGCCGGUGUCUAACGUGUUGGUAAAUCCAAACGUCACAGAGCUGGUGGAGUUUACUGGCUCCAUCAGUUUGACCUGCUCAUGCUCUGGAUCCACGCGCUCUUUCCUCUGGCUAAAUGGCAGCUCUGAGGUCACAGCCAGUGAUAGAGUGCAGUUCACCGAUGAAAACUCCAUCCUCAUUAUACACGCUGUCACCCGCUUUGACCAAGGACCAUUCAGGUGCAAUGUGUCGAACGGCAUUAGUCAUGGAAUCAGCGAGGCCGUGGAACUCGUCAUCAAAUAUGGACCUUACAAUGUGACAAUUGUAGGACCCCAGUCUGUGUAUGCUGGUGAUCCCACAAUGCUCUACUGCCACAGUGAAUCUUUCCCAGCAGCAGAAAUCACCUGGUUUUUCAAUGGACAACCAACUCAUGGUCACGCUGCUGUGCAUAUUGUGCCAUCGGUGCAACAUUCAAACGGCGGGACAUACGCUUGUGCUGCUCAAAAUACUGUCACAUUACAGAACCAGACAGACCAUCAUGAGUUAACUGUCACAGACUUUUCACCCUGCGACUGUGUGCCUGCGGCAGGAUUUGCUGCUAUAGUCACAGUUGGAAUUUGUCUCCUUUUGACCGCACUGAUUGGAUUAGUGGUGUACUGCGUGAGGAGGAACAAAAGAGUCAACAGCAAUUAUCCUGCACGUGAUAAAGAGAAACGCAGCGUGAAGGAGAAACACAGAGAUGUCUACAAGAAGACAGGGACGGUGAAAAACCUCUCCUUUUAAAAGGGUGAAACUCUGAAUAUUAAUCUGAAGACUCUACAAUUACUGUGAACUGUUGGAUCACAAAUCUCUGAAAAUGUACCUGUGGUAUAGUUACUAUGUAUUUAUUUAUCGACAUCAGCCUUUACAAUGUAGUUCACAGUGCUACAUAAGAUUUGAUUUACUUCGCACUACUACUACUUAUAUACUGUACUUAAUACCCGUAAUUAACUGUCACUAAACUUGAGCAUGUACACGGCGUUUAUUUGCACCUAUGUAAUAAAAAAAAUA